AUGGAAAAAUUCGAGCUUGACCGUCAGAGCUUCCAGCCAGUCUUGGAAGACCACAGUGGUGGGCUUUCAAUUAUUGUUCCCGACCGUAACCUUGCCGAUCGACCAGCGGAAAGAGAGGAUCGACGCGCCCUGGGUUUCAUCCAGUACGGAAAAGGACUGGUUGAAUCACCAUCGCAAAUGCUUGCAUGUGACUCCCCAUCGAUGCUCUUGGUAUGGGAUUCUCAACUACAGACGCCCAUGACCGUCUUGUGGGACGUCACGGGGAGGGUCUCCAGCUGGCGGCGUUGGUUCUCUCUCAAGAUGGCUUUCAGACUGCACUUCGAUUUCUUGUAUUGUGGCGACAUCCCGGAAAACCAAGUCGAUCCAGUGUGA
Penicillium brasilianum is the source of this 372-nucleotide messenger RNA. The record is from the annotation of a GenBank genome assembly. NCBI's taxonomy places the organism in Eukaryota, Fungi, Ascomycota, Eurotiomycetes, Eurotiales, Aspergillaceae.